CCGCGCCGCUGGGGUGCCGCUGCGCAUGCGCAGGCGGGCCUGGGGCUGACUCUCCAUGGUGGCUCCCUCCGCCGCGGCCGGCUUUGGGUUUGAGUCUCGUGCUCUCUCCGUCCGCUUACCGGCGGGUUCGCUCCCCUUCUCGCGACCCGGGACGGCGAGGCUGGGGAAGGAGUUGAAAAGGGGCUGUUGAUCGCCUCCUUUAACUUGUGCGUGGGGGCGGCCAUGUCGGCCGGCGAGGUCGAGCGCCUGGUGGAGCUGAGCAGCGGGACCGGCGGGGAUGAGGAGGAAGAGUGGCUGUAUGGCGGCCCGUGGGACGUGCAUGUGCACAGUGAUUUGGCAAAGGAUCUAGAUGAGACUGAAGUUGAAAGGCCAGAAGAAGAAAAUACCAGUGCUAAUCCUCCAGCUGGAAUUGAAGAGGAAACUGCCGAAAACGGCGUGUCAAAACCGAAAGUGACGGAGACUGAAGAUGACAGUGACAGUGACAGUGACGAUGAUGAGGAUGAUGUUCAUGUCACUAUAGGAGACAUUAAAACGGGAGCACCACAGUAUGGGAGUUAUGGAACAGCACCAGUAAAUCUUAAUAUCAAGGCAGGGGGAAGAGUGUAUGGAAAUACAGGAACCAAAGUCAAAGGGGUAGACCUUGAUGCCCCUGGCAGCAUUAAUGGAGUGCCACUCUUGGAAGUGGAUUUGGAUUCUUUUGAAGAUAAACCAUGGCGGAAACCUGGUGCUGAUCUUUCUGAUUAUUUUAAUUAUGGCUUUAAUGAAGAUACUUGGAAAGCUUACUGUGAAAAACAAAAGAGGAUACGAAUGGGACUUGAAGUUAUACCGGUUACUUCAACAACAAAUAAAAUUACGGCCGAAGACUGUACUAUGGAAGUUACACCAGGUGCAGAGAUCCAAGAUGGCAGAUUCAAUCUUUUUAAGGUACAGCAAGGGAGAACUGGAAAUUCAGAGAAAGAAGCAGCGCUUCCAUCUACAAAAGCAGAGUUUACUUCUCCGCCCUCGUUGUUCAAGACUGGCCUGCCACCAAGCAGAAACAGCACCUCUUCUCAGUCUCAGACAAGUACUGCCUCCAGAAAAGCCAGUUCAAGCGUUGGGAAGUGGCAGGAUCGAUAUGGGAGGGCCGAGUCACCCGACCUAAGGAGAUUACCUGGUGCAAUUGAUGUCAUUGGUCAGACAAUAACCAUCAGCCGAGUAGAAGGAAGACGCCGGGCCAAUGAGAACAGCAAUAUACAGGUCCUUUCUGACAGAUCUGCUACUGAAGUCGACAACAAUUUCAGCAAACCACCUCCAUUUUUCCCUCCAGGGGCUCCUCCCACUCACCUUCCACCUCCUCCAUUUCUUCCACCUCCUCCCACUGUCAGCACUGCCCCACCUCUGAUCCCACCUCCAGGUAUUCCAAUAACUGUACCACCUCCAGGUUUCCCCCCUCCCCCAGGCGCUCCACCUCCAUCUCUCAUACCAACAAUCGAAAGUGGCCAUUCCUCUGGUUACGACAGCCGUUCUGCACGAGCUUUUCCAUAUGGCAAUGUGGCCUUCCCCCAUCUCACCAGCUCCGCUCCCUCGUGGCCUAGCCUCGUGGACACCACCAAGCAGUGGGACUAUUAUGCACGGAGAGAGAAAGACCGAGACCGAGACCGAGAGAGAGACAGAGACCGAGAGAGAGACAGAGACCGGGACAGAGAAAGAGAGCGCACGCGAGAGAGGGAGAGGGAGCGGGAUCACAGCCCCACCCCCAGCGUUUUCAACAGUGAUGAGGAGCGCUACAGAUACCGGGAGUAUGCAGAGAGAGGCUAUGAGCGCCACAGAGCUAGUCGGGAGAAAGAAGAACGACACAGAGAGCGACGUCACAGAGAGAAAGAGGAGACCAGACACAAGUCCUCUCGCAGUAACAGUAGACGUCGUCAUGAAAGUGAAGAAGGGGACAGUCACAGGAGACACAAGCACAAAAAGUCUAAAAGAAGCAAAGAAGGGAAAGAGGCUGGCAGCGAGCCCGUCCCCGAACAGGAGAGCGCCGAAGCUGCCCCUGCCGAGUAGACGCCCCCUUUUCUCUAUGUCAGUCCCAGAAAUAGAUGCUGUAAAUCUCCUUAUUUUUCUGGAUAAUGUUUAAGAAAUAUACCUUUAAUCUUGUUCUGUUAGAAUGAAACGUUAACUUCUUUUCCAAAAUAAAAAUGUGCAUUUUUUUUGUGUUAAGUUAAAAAUCUUUGUCUUGUAAUAUUUAAAGAAUAAAAGACAGAAAUGACCUUAUAUCCAAGGAAGUAAUGUGAGUGAGUCAGCAGGGGAUGUAGAGCUAAGGUUGGCUGUGUACACAGGAUGACGAAGGUCAGGACUCACCUUGGCUAGCUUCCUAGUCAGUCAGGUGCUGUCACAGAGUGCUGCACAGACCCCCGUGAAGUGACGCGCUCUUGUCUUACUACUGCGAGUUAGGGAGAGCGGGUUUUCAGUGUUCUAAAGUGGGUCCAAGGUAACUGAGUGGGCCAGUUUCACAUCUCAGUGCGUAGAUGGUAGAGGCCUUUGGGUGGUCCAUGAUGUAACUUGUGUACUUUGCAGCAGGCACACCUGUAGACACAGUUGUGACUGGCAUGGCGCUGGACCCCUCCAUGGCCACCUGUUUGAGCCGGGGUCAAGGUGGUUUGGCUGCUGUUAACAUGUUUUCCAAAACUCAUUGGUGAAGUAGAAUGUGAGGUGUUUUUUAUAUCAUUACCAUAUUACAGAUGGAAGGAAACUCAAUGGCAGUAGUGUUCAGUCAGUCAUUCUGUAGUAAAACCCAAAAUCCAAGCUUAGAAUCUGGACUAAGGCCAGGAGGGAGUACAGAGUAGUGGUGGUGCUAGGAACUUGGUGUGUGCAAGAAUGACUUAGAGCCACAGGGAAGAAGACAGCUGUCAUUUAGAAAAGAUUUAUUUCUCAUUUUAAAUUUCAAUGCCCGUAUUGUACUCUUUCUUGAACUCCACGUACACCAUAUUUUUACUUGAUUUGAAUUGUGUCAUACAAACCAUUUUAGAUUUUUUUUAUGGGCUUUUUAUUGAAUAGAAAAAUAUAAACGGAAAGGUUUUGGAGUGAUGAGAAAUCCUCCACACUAAAUAAAAACUUACCAGUUUUUAUUUUUGAAAACAUUCUCUGAGGUGUAGCUUCUUUUCACAAUAUCAUACUUUUCCUGGCAUUUUUUACAAUAUAUUCUUUAAAUAUAAAAAUUGACAAGAUAAAUACAGUUUUACCUAGCCUAUCUGAUCUUUUUUCUGCUUUUGAAGUUCCAUCAUUGAUUUUAUAAAAAAGUCCCAGGCCAGGAAGCAAUAGUGAGAGUAAUUCUCCCUUUCAGUUCCUUGAGCAUCCUUGCCAAGCAAGCGUGUAUCAUGCCAGACGUACUCCUGCCAUUGACAGCGAGAAGAAUGUCACCACAUCUAAAAAAAAACAGGAUUGUGAUCAGAAUCACUUUAUGAUUGAAGUUACUCUUGGUGGACUUGGGUGGUCCUACUGUUUGCCAUAUUUGUCCAUUUUAAUUCUAAGUAGAUUUUUCCCCUCUUCACUCAAAUUCUCCAAGCUCCAUACAGCUUACAUUAGAAGAUAUAGUAGUAUAGGAAAUUGCAAUAUGGGACCAAGGCCAGUUGUAAUUUUUUAUUUUGAAUUUUUUUUUGAGACAGGGUUUCUCUGUGUAAUAGCCCUGGCUGACUUGGAACUCACUUUGUAGACCAGGCUAGCCUUGAACUCACAGAAAUCUGCCUGCCUCUGCUUCCCAAGUGCUGGGAUUAAAGGUGUGCUCCACCACUGCCCAGUGUAAUUUUGAAUUUCUUAAACCUGACUAGUACACUCAUGUUUUAAUUUCUCACUCUUUAAGAAUAUAUAGUACAUACUGUAGUAAGUAUAGUGAAGAAUACGCUUUCUUUCAAGUGGGGCCAAGUUGUCACAUAUAGAAAACAAAAUACUUGAAUAUUAUUUUUGCUAACUAAUUAUUACCUAAUUCUUCCAUCGUUGUAUGCUGGUGUUCCUUCAACAAUGGACUUGAUAAAAAAAGGUUUGUUCCCAUUGUAUUCUUCAUAACCUCCUACAAUGCAGAAGCCCAGACUUCCUGCUGUGUUCCUUCGGAGUGUCACGUCUUUACUGUUAGAUAAGUACCUGAAAUAGAAUGUAAUUAGUGUAUGUACAGUUGGGUCCACUAAUUGUGACUUCAUCUCUCAUUCAUGUUUUUGGAUAUUUUAAAAAAACUAGUAACUGCAUAUGCUCCCUCAGAAAUGACAGUAACUUUUCAUGCUCUCAGCCGGCCGGCUUUUGUAUUUGAUCUCUCUUCCAUAGCUGAACACCCUUUCAACCAAAGGACUGCAUUAUUGGGUUCAGUUUGUGAAUCUGCUGAGAAAGAUGGCUGUGUUUUUGCUAAGGACACCAUAAUGCAUGGGCUUACUAUGAGCCAAAAAGACGAUAUGCCUCAAUACUUCUAAUGAUAAGCUGAAGUGGAGCAUACUGAGGGAAUAUAAUUUUUAUAUACUUGUGGGUUUACAUGAUUCUUCAAGAAGGCAAGCUUUCUUUGAAUUAGUGAUUCACAAUGAAAUAAUCACGAUGAAAAUCAUUUUAACUUAAGCUAAUGAACUUCAUCAAGUUUAGACUUUGUAUUGACCCUUGGAAGACACUGGUUUAUACUCACAUAAAGAAGACUAUAGACAUAGAUGAAUGGAAAUUGGGUCAAGAGUAGAACAGUUGUAGGAGUGAAUCAACAUGGCAGAAACUGAAGCCCAAAGUACAAAAGGAGCUGGAGAAGGGAAGACCACAGCUGGCCUAAGAAUCAGUAGAAUCCUCAACUAGGGUAGUCGUGACAGAGCUAAGUGCAGACUGCUGUUACAAGAGAGGUGUGUCAGGAGCUGGAGUUUGCUCUAGGAGCCUUGUCUAGCCUAUGUGUGUCUGUGGUCUAGGAACUGCUUUGACCAGAAGAUAGCAUUUUUAUGUUGGUAGAAAUGAAGAUGUUUUGUUUAUAGACUGUACCUUAAAAGAAUCAAUUGCUUUUUGAUAAUCAAUAAAAAUGAUCUUGUGAAAUGGUAA
Molecule: messenger RNA, 5025 nt
Organism: Peromyscus leucopus (white-footed mouse)
Lineage: Eukaryota; Metazoa; Chordata; Mammalia; Rodentia; Cricetidae
Gene: Fip1l1
Product: factor interacting with PAPOLA and CPSF1
Exons: 19
Coding region: 223-2037 (604 amino acids)
Cellular component (GO): mRNA cleavage and polyadenylation specificity factor complex
Molecular function (GO): RNA binding
Source: RefSeq, a predicted model, not a curated record